Acanthochromis polyacanthus (spiny chromis) is the source of this 2192-nucleotide messenger RNA. RefSeq names its product cystinosin, lysosomal cystine transporter (gene ctns). Gene Ontology annotation, cellular component: lysosomal membrane. The record is from RefSeq and is a predicted model, not a curated record. Gene Ontology annotation, biological process: L-cystine transport. The coding region runs from base 477 to 1709 and encodes 410 amino acids. The transcript is spliced from 11 exons. Gene Ontology annotation, molecular function: L-cystine transmembrane transporter activity. NCBI's taxonomy places the organism in Eukaryota, Metazoa, Chordata, Actinopteri, Pomacentridae.
GCCUAAAAGUAAAUGAAUUGGGAAAAAAUGUAAAAUUACGAUUGCAUAUCUUCGAUAUUCUGCAAGAGAACUCAACUAAAAUGUGUUAUAAGUGUGGAUAUGAGGAUUUCUUAACGAAUGCAAUACGUGACAGCUACACCAGUCGGCGGCGAUAAUACACCAAUACGAUGGUUGCCAAACGCAAAUAAACCUUAAAAUGAAGAAGAAAAACUCGUCGAAUUAGAAACUGUGAGUCAUGUUCUUCUUAAGUGCGAGUUCUACUCAUACCGACGAAGGAGACUGUACAGAGACCUAGGAGCGGACUAACUGUUUUUAAUCUUUGCUCUCUACUUGACAUGGACAAAUACGAAGAAACUUCUGAACUUUCUCAUAACCACAGAACUGUAUAAGAAAAUUUCCAGGCAUCUCUAUGGACUAUGAGUAACAUCCAGUAGUUGGCAGCAAUACGCCGAUGAUGCGUCUGUCUGCCUCAUUCAAUGAAGAAGACGAAUAAAUCGUCCCGUGAUCUGUUACGUCAGUUGUCGAAACAGCACAACUCAGGGUUAGCUCAUUUGGCAGAGAUGGCUGGUCUAAGCACAGCAAAGAGAUGGCUACCUGCUCAACUGUUGGUCCUGUGGAUUAUGACCAACAUCUCUGAGUCAAGAGUCUGCUUGUUUGCUCCUGAUGUUGUCACACUGAAGAAAAACUCUGAAGCCAACAUCACUAUUACUUCCAGUUCAGCUGUCAACCAGUCAGCUGUGAUUGCAAUAAAUGUAACCUACAGCUCCAAGCAGAACUACUCAUCUAUAAUCACAGUGCCUGAGCAGGUGUUGCUGCCAGCAGAGACUACCUCAGUCAGUUUCAAUGUGACAGCUCAUGUUGUCGGUCAGGUGACCACAUACCUACUUACCAACAACACAGAACUCAACAGUUUGCCUGUCAGGAUCCGCUUCAUAGUCGUCCACAGCAACAUUCUGUCUAUAUUCAGUCAAGUGAUUGGGUGGAUUUAUUUUCUGGCCUGGUCGGUGUCUUUCUAUCCACAAGCUUGGGAAAACUGGAGAAGAAAAAGUGUUGUAGGUCUCAACUUUGACUUCCUCGCUCUCAACCUGACAGGAUUCAUUGCUUACAGUGUCUUUAACAUAGGGCUGUUCUGGGUACCUUAUAUAAAGGAAGAGUUUCUGAAGAGGAACCCAAAUGGAAUCAACCCUGUCAAUGCUAAUGAUGUUUUCUUCAGUCUCCAUGCUGUCCUGCUGUGUUUGGUUUACAUAAGCCAAGCUGUUAUUUAUGAGAGGGGGAAUCAGAGAGUCUCAUGGAUGGCCUUGUUUUUGUUGCUGAUUGGCUGGACAUUUGCUUUGAUCAGCCUAUUUCUUGCUGUAGCCAAACAAAUCACCUGGUUGGACUACCUGUACUAUUUCUCCUAUAUUAAACUAGCAGUCACUCUGAUCAAAUAUGUGCCACAGGCAUACAUGAACUACCGUAGACAGAGUACCAAGGGAUGGAGUAUUGGUAAUGUGUUGCUGGACUUCACUGGUGGAACCCUCAGUAUUCUACAGAUGAUCUUACAGUCUUACAACAAUGGCAUACAGAAGCUUUUUUUGAAGGCCUUACAGAGCCCUUUACAUCUUGCCAUGAUGUCUCCUCAUACUUCACGGGCAAAGAGAACAACAAACCUAGAUGUCAGAACUUUAAAUAAACCAGGUUCCAUGUGUGACUCCGUAAGUAGGCUAUAAUCAUUCACACCUAAUCUGAAACCCCUGAUUCUAAUUUGAUGUAUUUGAAGGUGUGAGACAUGUAAUUUUAUCAUUUGACUGAUCUGUUUGUUAAAUUAUGUAAAUUGUGUGUUAUGUACUGACUUGCGUGGCUAAAAUGAACAAAUGUGUGUACAUGUGGAAAAUGAGGAAAAAAGUAAGUGGUAAUGCACUAAUAUUUACCACAAAAUUAUUUUUGCUGGAGCAUGAUCUUUGUACUAACUGUGAUGUGUGUUGUUCCUCAGAUGAGUGGAGGCUGGUGUUUGGUGAUCCUACAAAGUUUGGUCUGGGUCUCUUCUCUGUGGCAUUUGACAUCCUCUUCAUGAUUCAGCACUAUUGUCUGUAUAGGUGCCCCUCUCAGUAUGAGGCUGUUGCAGAGCAACAAGAAGACUGAUGCUGACUCAUUGUCUGAUACAAGGGAACACGUCUUCUCAAAUAAUAAAAGGACUGAAGCUACUGAAGAAA